Cydia fagiglandana is the source of this 575-nucleotide messenger RNA. RefSeq lists its product as uncharacterized. The transcript has 2 exons. NCBI's taxonomy places the organism in Eukaryota, Metazoa, Arthropoda, Insecta, Lepidoptera, Tortricidae. The record is from RefSeq and is a predicted model, not a curated record. The coding region runs from base 1 to 564 and encodes 187 amino acids.
AUGCCCCCGGACCCACCAGUGUCUUGGUGCCGUCCACAAGGUAUUAUAGAUUGUUUUGAGGUCCAAAUUGAAAAGUCAUCUAAUCCGGUCGAUCAGUCAUUAUCUUGGUCACAGUACAAGGGUUGUAAUACUGCCAAAUACGUAAUUUCUUCAACACCAAAUGGUUUUAUUAACUUUAUAUCAAAAGGUUAUGGCGGAAGGAUUUCAGAUGUGAACCUAGUAGAACAAUGCGGGCUUAUAAAUCACAUUCCAGCAGAUUGUACUAUAUUAGCGGACAGGGGUUUUAAGCAUUUGGAGACUAUUUUAAAUCAAAAGGGCGUUAGAUUAGUUAGACCACCUAGUGUGUUCAGGAACCAAAAGCAAUCAAAAUGUGAGGUUUUACGAACCAAAGUAAUUGCUAGUCUUCGAGUUCACAUAGAGCGAGUUAUCAGGAGGGUUCGAUUGUUUAAACUUUUGAAGCCACAUAGCACAGUCAACAACAAAUUAUUGAAUAUGCUUGAUGAUAUUCUUGUUGUUGCGUGUGGCUUGACCAAUCUGCAAACUUCCAUCAUAAGAAGAGAUUGAAAGAAUUACAU